Messenger RNA from Pocillopora verrucosa, 2219 nucleotides. Its product is annotated as putative glutathione-specific gamma-glutamylcyclotransferase 2. Lineage: Eukaryota; Metazoa; Cnidaria; Anthozoa; Scleractinia; Pocilloporidae. The record is from RefSeq and is a predicted model, not a curated record. Gene Ontology annotation, cellular component: cytoplasm. Gene Ontology annotation, molecular function: gamma-glutamylcyclotransferase activity; glutathione specific gamma-glutamylcyclotransferase activity. Gene Ontology annotation, biological process: glutathione catabolic process.
UUGGGUAGUUAUUGGCUGGUCACCUGUUUUAUUUAUUUAAUCCGGGCCAGGCAGGGAAAAUAUGUCAGACAAGCAAAAUUUGUGGAUAUUUGGCUAUGGUUCUCUGAUAUGGAAGGUAAACUUUCCAUUUUUGAGGAAACUUCCUGGUUUCAUCGAAGGAUACGAGCGAAGAUUCUACCAGGGAAGCAGUGAUCACAGAGGUGUUCCAGAGAAGCCUGGAAGAGUGGUUACACUCCUGGAAAAUGCCGAGGAAAGAGUUUGGGGGAUUGCCUAUGAAAUUGCAGCAAAGGAUAUACCCAGUGUGAUUGACUACCUUGACUACAGAGAGAAGAAUGGCUACAAGGCAACAUGGGUAACAUUUCAUCCUCAAGAUACUUGCCAUCAUCCUUUUGAAACAAAGCUUUACAUUGCAACACCUCAGAAUGAAUUUUAUCUUGGACCUGCACCGUUAUCAGAGAUUGCAAACCAAAUUCUACACUCUAAGGGUCCUAGUGGGACAAACUCUGACUAUCUUCUAAACUUAGCUCAAGGCCUUCGGGACAUUUGUUCAGACAUAAAGGAUGAUCAUUUAUUUCAGCUGGAAAUCCUAGUGAGGAAGGGUUUAUCCAAUGCGGCUUCUAAUUGCCCUUUAUCUUAAUCAAUUCCUCUCUCUUAAAUUUUGCAAGACUGGCCUACAUAUUUUUAAAUUGACAUUGAUCCCCUAAAAAAUUUUGGAUGCCAGAUUCUUUUGAGCCACAGGCAACAAUUGAAAAGUAAGUUUUGAAAUGAAUGUUUCCCAAAUGCAUAUUAAGUAGUUUUUCAUACAUAGCACCAAAUGUGCAUUUACCCUCUAGUUGUUUGGUAUCUAUGUCUUUAAAAAAAGAUACAAAAACCAAGACUUUACGUGUCACUCCAGAGUAUAACAAAGGAGGGUGGGGUUCCUGAAAAUUUGGGCUUCAUAUGUGUGAAAGGAAAACUUCAAAUCUAUCUUCUUGUGUACAAGGUGUGAGGGAAAUUUUGAUGUUUUUUCACAAUGGAAAAAUUUCACAGGUCACAUACAUUUCAGGAGGCAAGUCACACCUCACUCUGGUACAUAAGUUCACAAAUCAUGCUCACCUUUUUGGUAAAAUUCAUGCAUCAUGCAUCAUAAGUCACAUAAAAACCCUCUGCCAUCCUCACUCCCAUCUGUAAUGAAAGAAUUUCUUGGUAACAGUUCUAGGAGUUGAAGAACCUCCUUUAAAAAUUUUGUUUACCCUUGAACCCUAACACAUACAUCCGUGUGUAUGUUCUCCAUACUACUCUCAGUACUUUUCUUAAGAGGCUGACAGGGAGAAUUUUUGUAUCAAUCAAGAGCUUCCUUAGUUGUUGAUUAUUUCCUUUAUUCUUGUGACCUUAAUGUGUGAUUGAGGGGUGGUAUGGUAAGGAGAAAUUAGGUGCUGGUCAAUCUGAGGGUUAAAGGGUUGAUAGAUAACAUUUAAAAAUUCCAAAGUACAUUGUAGGUAAAAAUUUUAAGACAAAUUUAGUUUGGAACACUUAAUUGAAACACUAGCUUGCAGCAUACCACACACAAUCUGUCACAAAGGUGUAAGUUUUUAAAUAUAAAAGGACAUUGUAUAUUGUGGCUGAUUAUUUAUUUUGUGUCUAUCUAUUUAUCACGUGUUAGGCACAUUUUUCAUAUUCUGAAAUCCUUGAAACUAUAGACAGAAUGUUGACAAGUUCAAAUUCAGCCUACAUUCAAGCAUUCCUAAUGACAACAAAUCAGCCAGGGCACUUUUUUUUUUUUCAUUCAAGGACGGUUCAUUUACAGGCUACAUUAACCCUUUCGCUCCCAAGAUUACAUUUUCUGUCUGCUAUACUAGUCUUAUAAUGUUAGUUUGGAGACUUUAAUGGAUCAAUUAAUCCUCAAAUUGAUUCUUUCUUCAUUCUCAUCACUAAUGUCUGCAUGUUAUUAUAGGGGUAUUGUAAGGAGAAAUUCUAUCUUGCUCACUUAUGGGAGUUAAAGGGUUAACUGAGAUGAACUUAACAGAUUGAGUUUGAUAUUUAAUUAUUUAUUGUCAAUUGAAUUUUAUUGAAUACCUAUAUUUUAUCACAGAGUGAGUCUUACAGUUAUGUUAUGAUUAGCAUUCCUGAUAAUUUGGAAAGACACCAAAUCACAUGAUUAUUUUAAAAGAUGUAACAUAAUUGCCAUCUGGAAUGUUUGUAUGUGAAAAAGGUAGUCCAAUAAAGCUUUUAACUGCUGU